ACAUCUGUUCUGUUGUUUGGUUUGUGGGCGUGAUAUAAACAGAGGGGCGAGGUACUGGGGACGCUGGUUUACUGAAUGGUUGUGCAGCCACAGUUUUUUAAAAUUAGGAAUGUCGCGUAAGGAGUUUUUCGUAUUGGCAAGUGCUCAGUUUAAUUGUUAUUUAGUUUAGUGUAAAUCAUAUAAACUCAUACGGGAAAUAACGUCAUCGUUUAUUUAAUAUGCCGCUCACGAAUUGAGAGUGUGAUGUUCAUUGUUUCUUUCGCGUGUAGUACAACAUGGCAUGUGUUCAGCGGGCAUUCGCACAGAAAUUGUCAAAGCAACAUGCUGCAGAAGUUAGAAGGCAAAUUGCAUCAUCAUCUUACAGUCAGGAUUCUAAGAAUCAGAAUCUCUUAUCGCUCUCUUCGGCAUCCUUGUACGACGUUGUGGAGCCAAUGGAUUAUGAAGAAUUUGUUCAGUUAAAUCAAAUGCUUUUGGAACGGGAUCCAUUGCACCAUGUCCUGGACUUUCCAGAAAAUGAUAUUGAGGUGGUAGUAAUACCUCGAAAAAUUAGGACAGUGGAUCCUGUAGUACCUGAGGAGCCUUCGGAUGAGCUGUCACCGCACGUUCGUGACUGCGUUCGUUGCUACACAUCUGAUUACAUUUUUGUGAAACAUAACUAUAGGCAGUAUUCAAGCAGUUGUUCCAUACGAGAUCGUUGUGGUGAACGUUUGAGUGUUGUUCAAGGAAUUCCACAUCAAGAAUUUGAAAUUGACUAUGAAGAACCAACUACUUCUAGUACUCCUGAUGAUGAAGUGUUCAGGGUUGAGUCUGGACUGUCGUCAUCUCAGCAGUCAGUCCACUCUGUUGAUACACCACGUGCAAGCUGGGCGAGCUUUGAUCUCCGAAGCUCUGUUAGUGACAUGCUUAUACCUUCAUUGUUGGAGAGAGUGCCUCCAGAAACAAUUGAUCAACUGAAUGAGGCAAAAAGACAAGACAACAGACAGGAUGGACUGUUCACCCUUUAUCCUGUUCAAGAUGAAGAAGAGAUGAUUGAGAAGCGAAUCCCUGCUGAAAUACCAAAUGAGCACAUGGGACACAGGAUUUUAGUCAGGUGUUUGCAGCUCAGGCUAGAAUUGGAAGUUGAACCAAUAUUUGCUUCAAUUGCCUUGUAUGAUGCCAAAGAAAAGAAGAAAGUAUCAGAAAACUUUUAUUUUGAUAUGAAUUCAGAAGGUCUGAAGCACAUGCUGUCUUCUCAUAUUCCCUACAGUGACACAAGCACUCUUAGCAGGGCAUGUGUUUUUGAUAUCACAUAUCCUUCUUCUGAUCUGUUUUUUGUAAUCAAAUUAGAGAAGGUGUUACAGGGUGACAUAAAUGACUGUGCUGAACCCUAUAUAAAAGAUGACAAGAGUCGUGAGAAACUGAAGACCAAUGCUGUUACUGCUUGUGAACGUCUAGGGAAGUACAGGAUGCCAUUUGCAUGGACUGCGAUAUAUGUAAUGAAUGUCAUUGAUGGUGUCAACAGUUUAGAAAGAGAAAGCGGAAGUGACAGAGAAAACACAGGAUCAUAUAGCUUAGACCGAAAAUCUAGCAGCAACAGCUUUGACCAGUUCAGAAAACGUGCAAGUGAUAUGGGGUCUUUAACAAGAAGAGGAUCAUUAGAAAGGCGUAGCAACUUGGAAAAGCGUCGUAGUUGGUCUCCUGAUGACUUUGGUUCCAAUCUUGAUACUUUUCGUCCAGUCACCAUUACUGUGUCUAAUUUUUUUAAGCAGGAAAGUGAUCGCUUGAGGGAUGAAGACCUCUACAAGUUUCUUCAAGAUUUGAAACGACCAUGUUCUGUUAUUAAAAAGUUAAAAUCAAUACCUGGGACACUGAAACUUGAUAUUUCGCCAUGCCCAGAAGAAUUAAAAAACUGUCUGACUCCAGAAUUAGCAAAACUUAAACCAUUUCCAGAUGAAAUGAGUCGGCCAACAAAAGAAAUAUUGGAAUUUCCUACUAGAGAAGUAUUUGUUCCUCAUUAUACAUACAGAAACCUUCUGUACGUAUAUCCUAAAGACUUGAAUUUUGCGAGCAGAGCAGGAUCAGCAAGAAAUAUUGCUGUCAAAGUUCAGUUAAUGUGUGGAGAGGAAGAACGACAUGCAUUACCUGUAAUAUUUGGUAAAUCAUCAUGCCCUGAAUUCAUGUCAGCUGCAUAUACGGUCGUCAGUUAUCAUAACAAGUGUCCUGACUUUUAUGAUGAAAUAAAAAUGAAACUUCCAGCUAAUCUUGGAUCACAGCAUCAUUUACUUUUUACAUUUUACCAUAUCAGCUGUCAACGAAAAAUUGAACAACCGGUUGUUGAAACUCCUAUAGGCUACACAUGGCUUCCAUUGUCCCCAGAUGGCCGGCUCCAAAUUGGAGAUUUUUGUCUUCCAGUAAUGGUGGAACAUCCACCACCUAGAUAUUCCUACAUUCCACCUGACGUGCUUCUACCUGGUACUAAAUGGGUUGAUAACCAUAAGGGCAUCUUUAGUGUUGUUUUAGAAGCUGUUUCUUCGGUUCAUACUCAGGAUAAAUACCUGGACAGGUUCUUGAAUCUGUGUAGUGCUAUAGAAGAAAGAAAUAUUCCUGUGCGAUACGGUGAAAAUUUAGAGAGUGAACUAAAAUCAAGCAUAUUGGAACUUACCCAUUCAAAGUCUGAACCGUUGGUCAAAUUCCUGCCAGUUGUAAUCAACAAACUUUUAUUGCUAAUGGUGAGACCUCCAACAGUAGCUGGGCAGAUUCUAAAUGUUGGUCAUACUUCAUUUGAAGCAAUGGCAAUGCUUGUAAGAAAUAUCUCGGUUCUGCAGGAGGGCCAUUGUGGACCUGGUGGGCGACAUAGUUUACUUACCACAUAUAUCAGUUACCAGUGUAUGUUGCCACACUGUGCAGAUAUGUAUGCGGAGAACAAUGUUUGCCCUCCUCAGAGUCCUGAGAACACAUCACACCAGUUUACAGUCCCUCCACUCAGAAGCAGACAUUUAAGGAGCAGUAGCAAUCCUGAUAUGUAUGCAUCUCUUACUGGUGAUGAUGAGGUAAAUUCAUUAGCCAGGGGACUUGAUCGAACAUCAAGUAUGAGGAGUGGCCCAGGUCAAGAGAAUUUUGCAUAUAUUUCCAAUGUUCAUCAGCCACGUAAAUUGCUUCAUGAAGAACUGGCACUGCAGUGGGUGAUGUCUAGUGGAAUAGCUAGAGAACUUGCAAUGACAAAUUCAUGGUUUUUCUCUGAAUUGAUAGCAAGGAGCAUGGCAGAAUACUUGGCAACAUCUCGAAGCUUAAAUACUCCACGAAAAAUCAGAUUUUCAGAACAGUUCACAGAUGAUAUAUCCACCUUAGUAUCCACUAUCACUUCUGAUAUAAUUUCCCACAGCAACAGAGAUGGAAAGGCGUCGCAGAACCUGAAUGCAAGCUUAGCAUUUUUCCUCUUUGAUUUACUUUCUAUAAUGGAUCGAGGUUUCGUGUUUACUCUUAUAAAGAACUAUUGUAAGCAGAUGUCUUCAAAAAUUUCAUCUCUGUCUGAUGCAGCUUGCUUGAUUAAUUUGAAGUUGGACUUUCUAAGGAUUGUUUGCAGCCAUGAACAUUUUGUAGCAUUGAAUCUACCAUUUGGGACACCUUUUACUCCAAGCUCUGCUCCUUCAUCACCAAACCCAUCUAUUUCGUCAUCUACAAGCCAGUCAUCAUUUGUGUCAACACUUGUUGGAGGUGAUUUGAUGAGUUUUGCAGAUCUGUCACCUGCAUUUCGACAACAACACUUCCUGAUUGGACUUGUUCUCACAGACCUGGCUACAGUUCUGGAAUUACAGAAUCCUAACCUUCAUUUUAAAGUGGUCAACCUUGUGCGUAAUUUGCUGACAUAUCAUGACAGUGACCCACGAUUUGCGGAACCUGAAUGUAGAGCACGAGUGGCUGCCCUGUACUUGCCAUUUCUGGGUAUUGUCAUGGAUGCCUUACCACAACUUCAUGGCUUUUUCCCAGGAGCUAGAGGUCGUAUGUUGCUGGUACCAGGCUCAGAUAAUAUGGAACCUCAAAAUGGUAUUGAUCAUUCUAUUGCAAUGGCAAUUGCUGGUACAACAGUGUUUCCAAAGUCAGUUGGACCUGAUAAUACUCAAGGCCAACAGAAUUGGAAAUGUGGCUUGAGUUCUGAUACAACACGUAAUCUUCUUAUUUGCUUUCUGUGGGUAAUCAAAAAUGUUGAUAAAACCGUUUUGAAGCAUUGGUGGACAGAGCUGCCUUCACAGAGACUGCAUCAGCUCUUAGAAGUGCUCAAUAUUUGUAUUUCUUGCUUUGAAUAUAAGGGCAAGAAAGCUAUUAAAAGAUUCUCACAACAAAGUUUUCGUAAAACGACUGACAUCAAAUCUCGCUUGGAAGAUGUAAUUCUAGGACAGGGGUCAGCACGAAGUGAAAUGAUAAUGCGACGUAAAGAAAAGAAUCCUCCAGCUUCUCCUGGUUGGCCAGGUGAUCGAUUACGAUGGCGCAAAGAACAAAUGGCAUACCGUCCCACUGCAGAACAGCCAGAACGACCAAGGGCUGAAGUUGAGACAGAUGCUCAUAUAGAAGGAAAUCUGGCCACAGAAGUCAGCUUUGUUAUUCUAGAUACAUUGGAGCAAAUUGUUCAGGUUGCAUCACAGACAGAUAACUUGCAGGGACUACUUGGAGUGGUAUUGAAAGUUUUAUUACAUGCUCUCUCAAGAAAUCAGAGCACUAUAGUUCUUCAGAACAUGUUUGCAACACAGCGGUCCCUUGUAUUUAAGUUCCCAAAUCUGUUAUUUGAUGAAGAAACAGAGCAGUGUGCUGACCUCUGUUUACAACUUCUGAAACAUUGCAGUUCAAACAUGGGCAGUGUUCGAUCCCAGGCAUCUGCAUCACUCUACCUUUUAAUGAGACAAAACUUUGAAAUAGGAAAUAAUUUUGCUAGAGUAAAAAUGCAGGUGACAAUGUCUCUCAGUUCACUUGUUGGAACCAGCUCUUCAUUUAGUGAAGAGUCAUUGCGGCGCUCUUUGAAGACAAUUCUCGUUUAUGCAGAAGAAGACACUGAAUUGCAGGAAACAACUUUUCCAGAGCAGGUUAAGGAUCUUAUUUUCAAUCUACACAUGAUUCUCUCUGAUACUGUAAAAAUGAAAGAAUUUCAAGAAGAUCCAGAGAUGUUGUUGGAUUUGAUGUACCGUAUAGCAAAAGGAUACCAAAAUUCACCAGAUUUGCGGCUUACUUGGCUUGCAAACAUGGCUCAAAAACACAUGGAGCGCAAUAACCACACAGAGGCAGCAAUGUGCCUUGUGCACAGUGCUGCACUGGUAUCAGAAUAUCUUCAUAUGCUUGAGGAUUUGCCACACUUGCCACCGGGUGCUGUAGGAUUAGAAGGAAUAACACCCAAUGUACUGGAAGAGAGUGCUGUCUCAGAUGAUGUAUUGAGUCCAGAGGAAGAAGGUGUAUGUCUUGGGAAAGAUUUUACUGAAAGUGGACUAGUUGGGUUGUUAGAACAUGCUGCAAACUCAUUUCAUACGGCUGGCAUGUAUGAAGCGAUGAAUGAUGUGUACAAAAUUCUGUUGCCUAUCGCAGAAGCAAAUAGAGAUUACAAAAAACUGUCAAAUAUUCAUGGGAAAUUACAUGAUGCAUUUACUAGAGUUGACCAGCUGCAGGGAAAGCGUGUCUUUGGAACAUACUUCCGUGUUGGUUUCUAUGGAACAAAAUUUGGAGAUCUGAAUGGAGAAGAGUUUAUCUAUAAAGAACCAACUUUAACAAAAUUGCCUGAAAUUUUUAGUCGGCUUGAGAAUUUCUAUGCUGAAAGAUUUGGAUCUGAAAACAUUGUCAUUAUAAAAGACUCAAAAGCUGUAGAUUUGAGCAGUUUGAACCCAGAAAAAGCUUACAUUCAGAUAACAUAUGUGGAGCCUUAUUUUGAGUCUUAUGAAAUGAGGUACCGAGUAACAUACUUCGACAGAAAUUUUAACAUCAAAAGAUUUUACUACGCAACUCCAUUCACACCUCGAGGAAGAGCUCAUGGGGAACUACAUGAGCAGUAUAAACGCAAGACUAUACUAACUACCGCAAACCAUUUUCCAUACAUUAAAACUCGUAUACAAGUAGUGGAUAGAAAACAGAUUAUUUUAACCCCUAUUGAAGUUGCUAUUGAAGAUAUUCAGAAGAAAACAAUGGAACUUGCACAGUCAACACAUCAAGAACCUCCAGAUCCAAAGAUAUUGCAGAUGGUGUUACAGGGUUGUAUUGGUACAACUGUAAAUCAAGGCCCCAUGGAAAUAGCUGUUGUCUUCCUAUCUGAGCUUCUAAGUGGACAGAAAGCUCCAAAUAAACUUCAAAACAAAUUACGCCUUUGCUUCAAGGAUUUUUCUAAAAAGUGCAAUGAUGCUCUGAAGAAGAAUAGAAACUUGAUUGGUGCAGAUCAGAGAGAUUACCAGCGUGAACUUGAAAGAAAUUACAGUUGCUUUACUGAGCGCUUACUUCCCCUUAUUACUGUAAACAAUGCACAUCGAACCUCUAUUAACAAAAAGUAAAAACACUGACAAUUGAAUCUUACCAUAAUUUAAACUUUUUAUACAUCUCUACUUGUGUUGAUAAAUUUUUAUCUAUCUCUUGUGGGACAUUAUACAGUGCAGUCAGUUUUGUAAGUGAUAAAAAUCAAGCUGUGAACUGAUCUGUGAGACUUUUGUGUUAUAUAACUUAAAUUGAUUUUUCAGAAAGAUUGGUUUCAUAGUGUGCCACAGACAUUAAAUCAGCAUAAAAUGAGCUAAAAAUGCUUCACUCCGUCUCGAUACUAUGACGAGCAGUGUGUUGCUAUGAAUAUCUGUGAUAUUAAGCUACUAUUUUAUAACUAAUUUAUGCUCAUGCGUAUAAUAAGAGUGAUGUUAGGAGUAUCAUUAGACUUCAACAUUAUGCUAGAAUUAAACCUUGUGACUUGGCACCUUUGAUGAUUUUGAGCUGUAAGCUAGAGUGUGUUUUGUCUUAAUGUUAUUAUUUAAUAAUAGUAAUUAUUGUAAUGUGGGUACUCAAUGUGAAUUUAUUUAAUGUCUACAUGAAGAGGAGAUUUAAGAUGUGCCAUUAGACUGUUCAUUCCUUAAAAAAUGCUUGUAUCAAUAUCACAGACAGUUUUGUUGUUGUUAUGAACAAAAUUAGUAAUGUUUUGAGUUCCACGUAUGAAAUCCUACAGCUCUUCACCUAUCUACAUGAAGGAUCUGGUGAAAUGCCAAUAUAUAUGAAACUGUCAGUUCCUAACAGACUUAAAUGUUGUACAGCACUGGGACAUGAACCUGGGCUCAGGCAUUUCAUGGACAGUGCUAUUACUAUGUUAGCCAGGUAUUUUACAUGGCAUCACUCAGUCUGCCACCAGUACCAACCUCUUAUCUUCCAAAUCCCACAGCAUUCUCUGGCAUGCUUUGUUAAUCAAGUGUGAGAGAUGUACUGCAAAAUGAAUAUUUGAGUCUGCCUGUAAGUUGUGACCAGAUAUUUUAGCCAGGAAGACCAUAGCUUUUGAAAGCUAAAGGAAUAGAUUUGACUGAGAUUGUAUGCUCAGACUGUGCAAUAUAUAGAAAUGAAAAUUUAGACUGUAUUAAAAGGCAAAAUUGCAUUCAAUAUGAUGUUUGCUCCCCUAUAAGGAUGGAUAAUAUGUGAUGUUCUGCUCGUUAGUUUUAUCACUUUUUUGUGGGUCUCCUGCAUUAGACUGAAAUGUUUAGUAAUGUAUGUCAACUAAUAACUCACAAUUCACUGUUCUUGUCUGGUGUAUAAUUUUAACGCAUUAGAAAGUUUUGUUCUUUAUGUUUGAAGCUACGUUCAGAGUCUUAAUUUUCUGAAACAAUUAUUCCACCAAAGUUACAGAACCUGAAAGACUAGGGUGAUAUCACAUAUCUUUAUGGUGAGAUCAGUGGUUUGUAACAAGAUUUUCCUUACUCUGCUUUACCUGAAUCUGCCAAUUAGUUGACUUGGUAUUCUUCAGAUGUGAGUAUAUGGUGUGUGACAACCAAGAAAGCAACUGGUGAAUGCUAAAUAUUCGUUUAAUUAAUUUCCAGUACAGAAGAAGCAAAAAAUAAAAAUCCCAGGUCCAUUAUUUUUUUAAAAUCUUUCAUUUUUAUUUUAUGGGUUUGUAUUUAUUGUCCCUACUCACUGAAAAUGGGAUAAUUUCAGAUGCACUUUCUGACAAAAAUAUGCAGCAUGAGUUGAAAUUGGAUAGAUACAUUUUCUAAAGUCCUUUGUUAAUGUUGAAGUAAUCAAUUGUCUUCAUUUUUUACUGUUUACGCAAUUCAUGACUUUGAUGCAUAUAAUGCCACAGCCCAUGGUUAUGGUUUCCAUGGUAAAAAUAGUAUAAAUGUAUUCCAGUUUCAUGUAGUUAUGGGCCUAGUCUAUCUACAUGGUGUAUAUAUCAGGCUGAGCUUCAUAUGAUUUCCAAAUUAUUUAUUUAUUUAUUUUUUAAUCUUCAUGAUGUUUAUUCAAAAUUGAGUGCAUAGUCAGAACUGUCUCAUUUCCAGUAGAGCAUUACAAUCUUACACUAUAACCACUUUCUUAACACCCCAGGUUCCUAGCUCUCAAUUGGGGAAAGUUGAAUUACUUUGACAUAACAGCAUAUCUGCAUCACCAACCUGUUAUAGCACAUGAGCAGUUUUCGUUUGUAAUGCUGAUCUUUUGUAAAGAUAGGUACUUAUAAUAAGCAGUAAAACCUGUAAAGCAUAUCUUCUAAGCAGUAAAACGCAUAAAGCAUAUCUUCCUCUUUAUAAAAUGAUCAUAAUUGUCUAUAUGGAAUAUUUAAUUGGUAGAACUUCAUUAGGGAGAUGUAGCUUACCCAUUUCCUCCAACUAAAGCAAUCUGUGUCUGGUGUAGAACUUGUGUUAUAUGUUCCCAGCACCCUCUCUUCUAGUCAGUCAAGAAAAAUUGUUUGGGGGUGCUCUUAUGUUUUCAAGCAGUUUAUGAAUUUCCUGCAGCUCAGCAACACCACUAAAUGUCAAUCUCUUUUCAACUAUUCCUUAGUUAGGUUGAUGUGGCAUUCACUUACUGUUGUUCCAUGUGAGUCUGAGGUAAUUAAUUUUGUAUUGUGGUAAAUUUUAUCAGCUAAAAUUUAUAUCAGAACAAUUUUAAAAUAAAGUAUGCACCUGAGAGGUUAUUGAACAUGUAGGCAAUACUACCAGGAAGCUGCAGAACACUGACAGAUUUGUAUAUACCUAAUACCUGUAAUCCGCUACUUCCACUUUUUGUUCGUGUCAUAAGAAACAAAACUUUCUUCGUGUCAUGUUACAUCCAGAAAUGUCAUGUUAUCAUGACUCAGUUAUUAAGUGUUCAAAAAGGAAGACUUGAAAACAUUAAGUCAACAUUUGUCUUGAAUUACAGUGUGUGUUAAAAUUAAUAAAAAAACAUAAUUAGAUCAAAAUCCAUGAUACAACUGUUUCUGAUGUGAGAUCUUUUUCAGAAAUAGAUCAUAAUUUUAUUCUUAUAAGUUACAUAUUUCUUUUGCUGUCAAUUUUAAUUUCAUUUUCUCUAUUUAUAAUGUCCUCUUUCCAUUGUCACUUAGCAGUAAGUUUCUUGUGUCAACAUGUAAGCAGAAUUUGAACAAAGUUGUUUCUUCAGUAUUGUCAUGACCGUGUACAAUAAAAUAACCAUAAAGACAGGUCUAACCUAGGAAUAUCAUUUACAAAUGGCUGAUACUGCAGUAGUAGUCAUGAGUUGACAGUUAACACUGAAUAGAUUUCUGUUGUACUUUAUCAGAGCUUGCAUUUCCUUUUUUUAUCAGAAUGCUUGUAACAUGCAAUAAGUAUCUUAAGAAAACAUUUUGAAAGCAAGAAUAUAAAUCAAAAUUUUUAGAAAAAGGAAAGCAGUAUGUGGCAGUAUGGUUGUUCUUGCUUCUUUUGACUUCAGAGUAAUUUAUUUUGUUUUAUUAUUUGUAACACGCCGCAAAAAUAUGCUGAAAGUUUCUUUUUUCCCCUUCAUGAUAAUUUCUUCCAAUAUUCCGAUAAAAAAAAUGCAGUAAAUUUUCACAGUGGUUUCUGUAGGAUUCUGUGUGGCAAUCUUGAUGACAUUGUUAUGAUCUAAAAUUUUGUUAAUCAUUUGUGGUUUUUAAUUUCACAAAGGGAGCAAAUUGUCCAGGCAUGAAAAAUAUUUGACAAUUUCCUUAUGAAUUAAAUAUAUUGAAACCCAAGGAAAAAAUAAAAUCUUUGCUACAUCAUUCCCACUCCAUCAAUGAAUUUCUGAAUGGACUGUGUAAAUGUAGAUUAAGAUUAAUGUAAAACCCUAUUAUGUAUUUAAUCAAGUAAUUUAUCUCAGAAAAUGUGUAACUCUAAAGAUGCUCUACAUCACAGCAAUAUACUGCAAAUAAGUUCAGCAGAAUGUGCAAGUAAUUAAACUAAACUGAGGUUAAAUUAUAUCGUAAAAAUUAUUUCAUAAGUAUGCAGAUAUGCAGAUGAAAAAGUAACCUAGUAACCAGCAAAACCAUCACCGUAAGAUAGCUGACCAAAAUGAAACUCUUUUUCUUUGCAUUUAAAUGUAAUUUUAGAUUUUGUUAGCAGUUAAAAUAAAAAUUUGUUUCCGUGGGCUGUGCUUAUAGAAUUGCAAAUGAGAUGUUAAAGCUUAUAUCUUCUCAAUAGUAUUUCUGUACUUUGUGACUGUGGCUUUUUUACAUAUCAUAUUAGUUUAGUGAACUGCAAACUAUGUGCACGUAUUUACAAUGUUUAUAAUAACUGACUUGUCUUAUCCGUACAUCAUAAGGGCUUGAUGUAUUUGCACAAAUGUGGGCACACACAUGCGCACAUGUACACACAGAGAGGUUUCUUUUUCAUGUGCCUUAUUUUGUCUGACAAUUUUAGAAGUGUGAACUGGCUCAGUUUUAAUACAGUAUAAUGGUUUUCUAAAUAAUUUAAGAAUCUAUUCAUUGUGUGAAGUAAUUUCAUAGCAUUGUGAUAAUAUAUAUAUAUAUUGGAUGUGUGUUACAAUUUUAAAACAAAUAUAAUUUUAUUGAUUAGAACUGUAAAUUAUGGUUUAAUAUGAUUUGGAAAUAAAAACUCAGCAUCAACAUUGUGACAUUUCAGAAGUUUUUGAAAGUAUUAUUCUUGUAAAUUCAUAAAUCACACAAAUAAAGAAUUAUUAUCUUUA
Schistocerca gregaria is the source of this 11070-nucleotide messenger RNA. It is a transcript of the gene Zir, whose product is annotated as dedicator of cytokinesis protein 7. The transcript is spliced from 39 exons. Gene Ontology annotation, molecular function: guanyl-nucleotide exchange factor activity. Bases 276 to 6497 code for a protein of 2073 amino acids. Gene Ontology annotation, biological process: positive regulation of GTPase activity; small GTPase-mediated signal transduction. The record is from RefSeq and is a predicted model, not a curated record. NCBI's taxonomy places the organism in Eukaryota, Metazoa, Arthropoda, Insecta, Orthoptera, Acrididae.